Molecule: messenger RNA, 2653 nt
Organism: Neopsephotus bourkii (Bourke's parrot)
Lineage: Eukaryota; Metazoa; Chordata; Aves; Psittaciformes; Psittacidae
Gene: PCGF6
Product: polycomb group ring finger 6
Exons: 10
Coding region: 118-1092 (324 amino acids)
Biological process (GO): regulation of transcription by RNA polymerase II
Cellular component (GO): PRC1 complex
Source: RefSeq, a predicted model, not a curated record
CGCGCCGCAGGAGGCUUGUGGUGAGAGCUGCGCUCUGCUGUCCCCCGCCGGCGGUCAGCAGACGGUCCCGCGUCUGCCCCGGUCCCCGCCCCUCACCCCCCACCCCGAGCCGUGGACAUGGAGGUGGACGUCGGCUCCGUGGUCUCGGGGCUGUCGGGCGGGGAUGGAGCAGGCGCGGGCCCGCCCGAUGAGGAUCAGGAGAUGGAAGGGGCUCCCAGCUGUUCGGGGGCGCGCCCCGUCCCCUUCGAGUUCGAGCGGAGCCGCUCGGAGUCCAGCGGCGAUGAGGACGACGACGAAGACGACGAGGAAGAGGAGAUAGAGGAAGAAGAGCUCGAGGGGGACCCCGGGACUCGGUUCGGGACUGAUGACGGGGACCUCGACUCGGACUACGACCGUGAGCGUAUGAUAAACCUCGCAGAGUUGACCCCUUACAUCCUGUGUUCCAUCUGCAAAGGUUACUUUAUUGAUGCUACAACCAUUACAGAAUGCCUGCACACCUUUUGUAAAAGCUGCAUAGUGAGACACUUCUACUAUAGCAACAGGUGUCCAAAAUGCAACAUUGUUGUACAUCAGACACAACCCCUUUAUAAUAUCAGGCUGGACCGACAACUGCAAGACAUAGUUUAUAAAUUAGUUGUCAAUUUGGAGGAAAGGGAGAAAAAACAAAUGCAUGACUUCUAUAAAGAAAGAGGAUUAGAAGUGCCCAAACCAGCUGUCCCACAGCCAGUUCCAGUGAGCAGAGGAAGACCUCGAAAAGUCCUGGGCUCUGUGUUCCGGAUCCCACCAGAGCUUGACAUCUCCAUACUGCUUGAGUUCAUUGGAGCUAAUGAAGGCACAGGGAACUUUAAGCCUUUGGAAAAGAAGUUUGUGCGUGUUUCCGGAGAGGCAACAAUUGGACAUGUGGAGAAAUUCCUCAGAAGAAAAAUGGAUCUGGACCCUACUUGUCAGGUGGACAUAAUAUGCGGUGAUCACCUCCUAGAACACUACCAGACUCUGAGGGAAAUUCGUCAAGCUAUAGGAGAGAGUGCAGUACAGGAUGGUUUACUUGUUCUGCACUAUGGCCUGGUGGUAUCUCCAAUGACUGUAACUUAAAGAUCGGUAGAAUAUUAGAAGGCUAAAGAAUCCGAAGUCAUCAAGCGUCUUCACUGCUGUUUCUCACCAAAGAAGGCCAUCGUAUUUCCUGUGAUAGGAAGCAAGGAACUACCACGAACUACUGUAUGCUCAUAAUGUAACGUCUGACUUUACCAUUGUCAAAAAACAGCUUCUGUAAGUACAGCUAUAGAUGUUGCUAUGCUUUGUGUUACAAAUAACUGUCUUCAAAUUUCACUCUGCUCAGGGAAUUAAAAUGCUCAGAGUAGCUGCAUUUUUUUACUUCCUAAAACCACAAGAUCUCAUGGGGUGAACAGCCUUUUUUUUCCUCUAAACUAUUAGGUAUUGCUUGUUUUCUAAGUGUCUAGCUAGAACAGCGCUCUCAGGGAUGAUCUUCAGUGGGCAGUGUAAGUUAUUUAGGGGAGGAGACAUUUGCCUAAAAAAUAAAGUGUACUGUGAUCAUCUGUCUUCAGAUAUGAUUUGGGAAGAGGAAGGGAACUUCUAGAAAUACAGACCAAAAUAGGUAGAAAAUGUUGUAUUGUAAGCAUUGGGUUUUGAGAAGUAGCAUUAAAUUUAAUUGUUUUUCUGAAGAAAAACAAUUUCGUUUGCACUGGAAAUAUAGGUAGUUUGGCUUAUACCAAAUGGUGGAUCAUGCAUCUCUAGUCUUAAUGGAGAUGAGCCGGCUGUGAGCUGGUUAAACUAUGCAUGAAAAUUAAAAAGGUAGCACCUCUUUCUACCUGCUUGCUGUAUGUAAAAUAAUCACUGUCAGCCUCAUUCUGCUGUCAUGUAAGAUCCAUCAGCUGACUUGAGUAGCAGGAGCAUAAAUCCUUUAGCACAUAGCUUUCUAGCUGCCAUGGAGAUGGUAGUUUUUUACACUCUUUUUAAUGUGUUUUAGUGUGUUGUAGUGGAGACCAGGGUUGAGUAAUAUAAUACUAGCUUGUUACUGCCAGGGUCACAGAGGACAUUAAGGAACUUUAAUUUUAACAUAUUUAACAUACUAGAUUUUGUGGCAACUGUAAUAAUUAUUAUUAUUUUUUCUGUUUCCAUGGUUUCUUGCACAGCAUUAAGGACCGGUGUUUUGUGUCUUAACAGUCUUGCUGCAUACUAGGUCAUCAGUGUGGGGAUUCAUGAAAGCUGCCAUUAUGCACCAGACCCCCUCCCUAUAGUCAAAUCUGGGAGAGGGGGGAGAUUCCUUUGUAAGGCAUUUUGGAGCACCCAGGUUAGCUGAUGCACUUGCUUGUUGCCAGCCUAAGAGGACUGGCAUCCUUUGCCUAAAGAAGACUUUCAUGAAUCCUUCCUCAGGUCUUUACAAUAAAUGUUCUGUAUCAUCUGAGAAGGUGACACCAUAAGAAAAAAAGUCUUAUUUGAAGUAAUUAUUGUAAUGCUUCUAAAAUAACAAAAACAUUUGUAGCUACAAAUUCCUAUUUUACCUUUGAAGUUUGUAUAAAAGUAGUGUUUAAAAUGCAGCAAAAAAUGAGAUUAUUUUGUAAACACUUUGUGAGUUGUGUUGAUAAGAGAUUAUAUAUUGUAACAGUAAAAUAAACUUUAUUUUAGCCAACUUAAA